This is a messenger RNA of Stereum hirsutum FP-91666 SS1, 1248 nucleotides long. RefSeq lists its product as uncharacterized. NCBI's taxonomy places the organism in Eukaryota, Fungi, Basidiomycota, Agaricomycetes, Russulales, Stereaceae. Gene Ontology annotation, biological process: vacuolar proton-transporting V-type ATPase complex assembly. Bases 1 to 1248 code for a protein of 415 amino acids. The transcript is spliced from 9 exons. The record is from RefSeq and is a predicted model, not a curated record.
AUGUCCAGUUUCUUCCCUUUGCCCAGCCCAGUCCUGCCAGACUUCCAAUCCCUCCUCGUCACCGGUCCAUUUCAUGCCUCAGCACUCAUACAUCUCUGCCUCACGCACCUCUCUGACAAGCCACCACAUACGAGGAUCAUCGUCUUCUCUCGUACACGUCAGGAACUGUAUAGUUCAAUGCUGGAACUCAACGAUGACUGGUUAAACGAGUGUGGAGGCUAUGGUGCUGUCGCACACGUUUUGUCCAGAGUGGACAUACAUUAUAUACCGUCACCUUUACACCUGAAGUUUAUGCUAUCUAUGCUUCGAGUUCCUGACACCCAAGAGCACCUAACGCAUCCUGCCAACGCAACUCUAGACUCGCCCCCAUCUCUCCUCGUAUUGCAUGACUUGUCAACUUACUUCCUCGACGAUAGCUCCUCUAAGGAGCCGACGCUGCCAGCAUAUCUCUCCUUGGUUGCAUACGCCUUUUCUUGUGCCGUUUCGCUGAGACAGAACUCGAAUAAUGCACCAGCACUUGUUCUUAUGGACUCCCGCCUAAAUGAUCUCAAGCUUCCAAUUAUACCCCGUCCGAUCGCAAUGCCAAUCCCAGCAGAUGGCGAAGAAGAAACGGGUUCCUACAAGAAAGAGGAGGUCAUUCAAUCUGUUCGACGCUAUUUUGAUUGGGCAGCAAUAUUUGAUCGACCUCUUGAACCUGCGUCUACCACAGCAGCUGAACCUCCUUCAGUCGCCAUUCGGACGACCAAGAUAUUGUUUGGGAAUGGAAUCAAGUCCAAGGGGAGUCUCGGGGAUAUAGCGAACGGAAGAGCACCCAAUUCUCAAGAGAAGUCGGAGGACCUUUAUCACGUAGGCUUAAAGGCUACUAUGGACGGCUCAAGCGACGAGAACCCACCUUCAAGCGACAGUAUUUCCUCCGUCCAGGACACGGACACAGGGGAAGCUGCUGAGGCUCAGCCUGCUACCGCGGUGGAGUCAAUUAUCGCCUCAAUAUUGACUCCAGGCUCGUCGCUCAAUCCGACUUUCCUCCUCAUCGUCGACCUUGUCCUGGCACUUCUCCUCGGGACAUUCCUCGUGCUCGCCAUUCUCACACGCGGGAACAUCCACGUACUGGUACUCAUGGGGAUUGAGCUGGGAUUGUUUGUAUACGAAUUACAAAAGCAGGAACCUCCAUCCGACGGGGUCUCUAAUCCAGACGAGACCUCUGAUCCAGACGAGACCUCCAAUCCAGAUGAGAAGAAGACACAGUGA